AUGUUCAAAUUGGUGGUGUUGUCUGCUCUCCUCGCCGUAGCUGCCGCUCGUCCCGGACAUCUCUACGAAUCCGCGCCCCUCGUCUACUCAGCGCCCGCCACAUACGCUGUGCAGGAGCCCGUCCUGGCCAAGGUUGGUGCUGUCGUGAAGAGCAUUCCCACGGCCGUGUCCCAUCAGAGCCUUAGCCAAGUGCACAGCUCGGCACAUGUCGUUCAAGAUGUUGUGGCGCCGGUUGUAAAGACCUAUGCUGCUCCAGUUGUCACCAGCUACGUGGCCGCCCCUGCUCCCAUCGUUAAGACCGUUGCUGCCCCUGUGGUGCACACCAGCUAUGCCGCUGCCCCUCUGGUGCACAGCACCUAUGCUGCUACCCCCGUGCUGAAGACCAUCGGCUCGCCUGUUGUCUACAACGCUGGAUGGUAA
Messenger RNA from Scaptodrosophila lebanonensis, 420 nucleotides. RefSeq names its product neuropeptide-like 3. The transcript is spliced from 2 exons. The record is from RefSeq and is a predicted model, not a curated record. Lineage: Eukaryota; Metazoa; Arthropoda; Insecta; Diptera; Drosophilidae. The coding region runs from base 1 to 420 and encodes 139 amino acids.